Molecule: messenger RNA, 627 nt
Organism: Trichobilharzia szidati
Lineage: Eukaryota; Metazoa; Platyhelminthes; Trematoda; Strigeidida; Schistosomatidae
Source: the annotation of a GenBank genome assembly
CUGAUGUUUAUUUGAAAGUGUUAGCAUUUUGAUAAAAAAUAGGUUUCUAAUAGUAAUGAACAGUUCAAGAAACAUUUCAGGGUCUAAGAUGAAAAAGAAUAAGUCUAAAACAGAUGUUAAGCUUAUCUUGAACACAAAUCAAAAAAGAGAUUUGCUGGAGGCUUUUAAACUUCUUGACAAAGAAGGAUCUGGAUUAAUUACAGGUAGAGAACUAAAGGUGGCCCUUAGAGCCUUGGGUUUUGAUCCCACAGCUGCUGAUAUUAGACAGCUCGUUUUGGAACACGACCCUGAUAAUAAAGGUUUAAUCGACUUCAAAGGAUUUUUGGAAAUUAUGACACUGAAAAUGACCGAAAAAAGCGAGAAGGCAGAUCUUAUAAAGGCUUUUAGGAUAUGCGACGAUGACGAUUCGGGGAAGCUGACACUUUCAAAGCUAAAACGUGCUGCGCAACUGCUUGGAGAGGACAUAAAUGAUGAAGAGCUACAAGAAAUGAUUGAUGAAGCUGAUAAAGAUGGGGAUGGAGAGGUCAGUGAAGAAGAAUUCCUUUGGAUUAUGCGUAAAACAAAUAUUUUUUAAAUACUUUUAUAUAUUUGCAUAUUAUUUGGAAUUUAAAUACCUGAAAUCAUGAA